AUGGAGAUUUCAACAAAACCAGAAGAUUUCAGAAACCAUCCAUCUUCUACUUCAUCUUCAUCAGCCUCUUCUUCCAUUAAUAUCAAUGGAGCUUUACAUCAUCACCACAUCAUCACCAGAUCGGAUCAUUACCCGACAACUUUUGUUCAAGCAGACACUUCCUCUUUCAAACAAGUCGUCCAGAUGCUCACCGGAAGCUCCUCCCCGAGAUCUCCAGACUCGCCGCGUCCACCGGCGACUCCUUCCGGCAAGGGAAGUUUCGUGAUUCCACCUAUCAAAACCGCACAGCCGAAGAAGCAAUAUUCGGGAAACAAACUUUACGAGAGGAGAUCGCACAACAACCUCAAGAACAGCCUCAUGAUCAACACACUCAUGAUCGGCAGCGGAAACGGCGCCGGUAGCCCGAGAUUCUCUCCGAGAAACCAGGAGAUUCUGUCGCCUAGCUGUCUUGAUUUCCCGAAACUCGCCCUCAACAGCCCCGUGACGCCGUUAAAGCACGGCGGAGACGGAAACGACCCAUUCGAUAGGAUGUCGCCACUAUCGGAGGAAGAGAGAUCGAUCGCCGAGAAGGGUUAUUACCUUCACAGGUCGCCGAUUUCAACUCCGAGAGAAUCGGAGCCGCCGCAGCUUCUGCCGCUGUUUCCGGUGACUUCUCCGAGAGUAUCGCCGGAGAAGUAG
Microthlaspi erraticum is the source of this 678-nucleotide messenger RNA. The record is from the annotation of a GenBank genome assembly. Lineage: Eukaryota; Viridiplantae; Streptophyta; Magnoliopsida; Brassicales; Brassicaceae.